Drosophila eugracilis is the source of this 9987-nucleotide messenger RNA. RefSeq names its product mucin-5AC (gene Cda5). Gene Ontology annotation, molecular function: chitin binding; hydrolase activity, acting on carbon-nitrogen (but not peptide) bonds. The transcript has 15 exons. The record is from RefSeq and is a predicted model, not a curated record. Gene Ontology annotation, cellular component: extracellular region. NCBI's taxonomy places the organism in Eukaryota, Metazoa, Arthropoda, Insecta, Diptera, Drosophilidae. Gene Ontology annotation, biological process: carbohydrate metabolic process. Bases 106 to 8745 code for a protein of 2879 amino acids.
CUGAACUUGCCGAGUGUCUCGAGACACUCACUCCGCACAGUCGCGUUGUAUAGUUGCUUCGAUUAGGACGUGUGGUUCGCUCAAGCGUACGUUACAGCUUCGACGAUGCGCAACAUGGAUUAUUCAAAAGGUCGACUAAGCAUUCUGUGGCUGUUGGUAUUGUGCCUACUGCUAUUCAAAACAGGAUCCACAGAGGCACAAAACAAACGAACCUCCCACGUUACCAACUCUCGUAGUUUUGGCACCAACGUCAAGCCCAUCAACUCCAAUGGCCUUAGCUUCGAAUGUCCCGAGGAGUUCGGCUACUACCCGCAUCCCUCUGACUGCACCCAAUACUAUGUGUGCGUUUUCGGAGGAGCUCUGCUCGAGAGCUGCACUGGAGGUCUGAUGUACUCGCACGAGCUGCAGACGUGCGAUUGGCCGCGGAACGUGGGCUGCGAAUUGUUGGACACAUCCUCGGAUCGCGGCCCCGCACGUAGUCAGAGCCAGAGUCAACCACACAGCCAAGCGCAGCAUGUGCCCAGCCGGGUGCGCUUCGGUGCCGCAUUCAGCAGCCCGGCCGGCGCGCAGAAGGCGCCCACGGUAGCACCGCAGUAUCAUCGCUCACCGCCACAGGUUAUUCAGGCACAGGUGCAGCACAUACCGCCUCCGCCACCAGAACUACGAGUUCCACCCAACCCGGUGAUCACAUCGCGUGGUCAACCGAAACCUUUGAUCAAUUCCCAAGAGGACAUAGCAAAGCUUUAUACAGAUGCACAAGAGACGUUGCCGCCAGUGGAAGAAGAGGAGUCCGAUCGCCAGCAGAGAGUGUAUCGCGGCCAACCCAGUACCGUUAGUCAAGUGCAACGUGAUCGUGAUGGUAUUAUUCACCAAGCCAGUAUCAAUGCCAUCCCUCAAUCAGGAAAAAUUGGAUCGUAUGCAUUUGGAACAGCUUACAGAGAAAGCUUGGACAACGACCAGACGUUAGACUACGAACUGUCCAGCAACCGACUCAAUAAAGGUAGGCAACGCAAACGCCGCGACCUUGAAGCCCUAGUCAUGGAAGCUGUGCCCACAGAGAUCAAAGAAAGUAGGAGUUCCAAUGAAUCUCACAUUUCAAUAGAAUCUGUGAAGCCCAAUAGCCCCACAACACUUCCGGAUAGUAGCGAAAUUGCGAGCUCCAACAAUGCAAAAGAACGCUAUGAUGACGAAACACCGACUAUCACUAAUCCACGUAAAUACUCUUCAAAGAUCAGUCAAGAUGUUGGCCAGCCCGCAAUGGAAUUUCAAUACGAAGAAAUAGCUGAUGAGGGUGAAGAAUUGUUAGAUGAAGAUAGAGACGAGGAUGAUGUGGCUACGAACGAGUCAAAGAGGCGACCCCGCCAGUUACGUCCCGUUUCAAAGUGGCCGAGACAAAACUACCGUGCCAUCGGCGCAGCCCCUCCUUCACAGUACACUCAGCAAACUGGGUACAGUUUCGGAAAUUACAAUCCUUUCCUCACGCCCCCCAAUCCUGCGCUUAACCAACCUACAUAUGGCAAUCACAACUAUAAUGGGCUCAGUCCCGGCUACCACGCGUAUCAGCACCAGGAGCAGCAAGUGGGUCCACCUGGUUCACUUCUCCAGCAAAAGCCAAAAGUGGUCUACACUGGCUACAACCUGUCGUUGCCCCCACCAACGCUGGAAGAUGACUUUCGACCCAUUUCAGGCAGCUUUUAUGGAGCUGCAGGCACAGAUCCCAGUAGUCCACGACCCCCAAAAAAUCUGCCACAGCAUUCCGGCAUGGCUGAUUUGCUGCCCUACCUGAUACAACAGCUAAAAGAGUUAAAGGAACGGCGCAAGCAUCUCCAGGCAGAAAACUUUGCAUACUUUCAUCUGGACAAUAAGCCCGUGAGCCCAGCCCCCGUUGCAGGGACAACGGCUAUUCCCACAGCCAGCUCCACCCACUACCUUUCAUUAGACCCAAAGACCACACAGCAAGUUACUCCAAACUUUCAGUACAGCACGAUGGGUGGGUUUUUCAACAACCAGAAACCUGACCAAAGCCCCUACACUUCCAACUACCCAAACAAGUUGGUUUCCCAGUACAGCAUUGGCACUGCUGACAGACAACGCAGCACGACGGAGAGCAACUACUUUCAGUAUAACUUUGAAGCCAACCAGAAAAUGAAGGGCGUCUUUAGCACCAUAGCGCCGAAUCAGAUCGGUCCUGCUGCCGUCAAAGUGAGGCCUCCUGUGACGCCGCUGCAGGUGACCCAGAGCAUUAAAGUGAUAUCGGCCCCAAAUUUGGCCUUCAACAGACCCAAUAGUCUGCAGCAGGUUCCGUUUCGUGACUUUUCGCACACUCCCGUAGGCAUUACCUACGCCAGCAACAACACGGUGCCAGAGUCCUAUCAGACCUUCACCAAAUCAAUCGUCACCACGGAGGCGCCUCUUCGCGAUGUGCCCAAAACUACGACAAAGGCGACGAAUUUUCAGUUCAACAUUCAGGAGUUUAUGGCCAACCUUAAGGCCAGCGAUCUGGCUAAUGUUAAUCCAGUUGUAAAACCGUUGAUCAAGUACUUUAAGCCGGACGGUAGUAAUGUAAAUGAGAAUGGUAACCUGCGUAAUGCGCUGAUUUUUCGUCGACCUACAGCAGACAAUUCAAGUUCAACCAGCAGCACGACUUCAACCACCCAAAUCUCUACUACAUCGAGUCCGUUGGCUUCCAAAACACGCCUUAGAGGCAAGACCACUGUGCCCACGCCUGUCACUCCGACUACAACUAAAGCUCUGAAGGGCUACGAGAAUUUUAUCAAGGGCAUACAGAACCAACUCAACAAGCAAAAGUCUAGUCAAAGUCCCGCCUCCAACUCAACAAACACCACUCUGCCGACAACCACGACAUUUGAGAGCGUCGACUAUUAUGAUGAGGAUUACGAAGAGGAUGAGGACAUACAACCUCCGUCUCAAAUGCCUCCUUAUAUGCCUAUGUCUGAGACUAUGGCCCCUCCCCGGCCACAGUUUGUUACAGCUGCUCCUAUUACUGAGUCGCCAGGAAAACUACGACAAAACUUCCAGACGGGAUUCCUGGAGGCAACGACCACCCGACGUCCGUUUCCCAAUUUCUCACAGCUAAGCCAACCAACUGCCGAGGCCGGUGUGCCUUCAUUCAUUAGUUUUCCUAGCGACAUCUUCCAGGAACUCAAGCAGCGGCUACCUCAGCUCCCAGAGUCUAACACUGAGCACACUACUACUAAAGUAUCCACCACCCCAAGUAACUUGCGUCCAACCUCCAAUCCAAGGCCAAUAUCCUCCAGCAAGGUUCCGCCAACAUCUCGAACACGUUAUGUAACGCGAACACGUACAAGAGGACAACAAAAAUGGAUGACGAUGACACCGGGCCAGGGAGAACAGGGCAAAAAGGCGCUUACCGACAAUGACCCUGGCAUUUUAGGUUCCAGCAAGCAGAUCAGCUUGGGCGGCCUACAAAAAAACUCUGUACAUGUCAGCUCAGGCGCACAAAGACACAGAGUUGAGUCAUCCUCACCGUCAUCACUAGGGGCUCCGCAACUCGCUAAUAUAUUUGUACAGCCUACGCAAAAAACUCCAUUGCCACAUUUAGAGCCCAAUCCAAACUACUACAAUGCAUCCACAUUUAAUCACGGGGGCGGCUACCAAUCACCGCAGCAGCAACAGCAGCAGCAACAACAGCUACAGCCAACACCAUUCCAACAAGCGCAACCGCAACAACAGAAACAUCAGCAGCAGGCACAAGCUCCUCCACAUCCCUAUGAUUCACCAUAUUAUUCUGUUUACGACGACGAUAUCGAUUUGUAUAGGGAUGUAGAGUACCAACAGCAGCAGCAAGAAGAUCAGCAGCCAACAGCACCGCCCCAGUAUCAGCCAACAGGGCGCCAACAGGUCCCGCACUCCACCUACCGACCAUUAGAGCUAUCGGCCACUCCGACACCCCCGCAAAAGCAGUCUUACGGUAGCCAUCCAAGUUUGACCUACUCUACGGACUACGAGGAAAGCAUUAAUACGCAGAUCGAGCAGGAAAAUAUGUACGAUCAACCGACACGUUCACCCCAAAGGGCAGAACAGAUGGUCGUACAAAAGCUGGAUACACGUGUUACUCCUUCGAGUCCUUCAUCCUCAACGACGCCGGCCUCCAGACCUAACGUUCCUAACCACUACGACACGCUUACCACAUUUUAUGCUUCGGAUCUCGGGCCAGCCGACUAUAGUUACUCCACUUCCGCAGAGUACACUUAUGGGUCAGCAGAGGACUACGACCAAAGCGAACGCACACUGACUAGAGCCAAGCCAAGGCCCGUCACCGAUACGGAUGAUAAUGAUCUGAACAACAAUGUUGUGGGUCCUACCGGCAAGACCACAACGGUGCCACCAACUAGAUCACAAAACACAAAAGCAACGUCAGCACCUAGCCAGAGCCCGACCAAGAGUUCCUUCACCUCCACACAAACUAUUAAGGUCACAAAAUCCACAACAACAACCACGCCAUUUCCACCACCUACAACAAAAAAACUUUCAAGCUCGAAAUCGCAUGAAAAUAAACCAUAUAAGCAAAAUGUUCCCAAACAGUUAAAGACAACUACACAAGCUUCCAGGACCCUAUCCACUAUAACGUCCAGCUCCACACCUUCCCCGAAAUCCACGUCCUAUACUUCCAAUCCCUUUCUAAAAUUAAAACUGCAAAGUCUUGCCAAGUCGGUGGUUAGCAUUGUCUCAAAGAGCCAACCCAAAGAAAAUUCAACAGGUUUCCGCCAAGUUCAAAACAUUACAAACUCCAAUCGCCAGCCCACCGUUCUUGAAAUAUUUGCUGACCAACUUCCUGCUCAACUCUUAUCCCCGAUCCCCCCACUCUCGACAACACAAUGGCCCCUGGUGGAGGACAGCUCAGGCAGUGGUCAAUCGGAGCACGUUGAGACUAUCUCUGAAGAGAGUCAAAACGUUCUUGUGCAGACGGUCGAGCCGCCGAGGAGUCGGUCCCUAGAAACUAGUACGCCGCCAAAGUUCUUGGACUUUAUCAAUGCCGCCGCUUACGGUACCAGUCCUCGUGGGAAUCUGCUAAAUUCAAUGCCGGAUAAACUUGGGAACAGGGAAAUGGCAUAUCCCGACCGAGAAUAUUCAUUUGAGGCAAAUCCAGAACCAGUUCCAAAGCGCAAACGAAUUCAGACCUACAUCACUUCCGAUGUGACACCACAGAGUUUUAAAGUUCCAACAAACGGCGAAGUGAGACCACCACCAGAUGAAAUGGAAAGCGCAAGUACAACUAGACCCAAUAAGCCAAUUCAAUAUAGUAUUCAAAGUGGAUCGCAUGGCUUUAGUUUGCGUGCUGAGCAAAACGAAAGCAAACGUAAUACGUCUGAUCCAAUUUUGGCAGAGAAGAAUAGUCUGCCGUCCACCACAACCACAACUAGCACAACAAAACCAGUUGACUUAGCUGAACAGUAUGCGGACAUCAUACCCACAACAUAUGCCCCACCAUUUCGAAUUUGGCGAAAUGGACGACCCACCAUUCAACAGGCAUUUUAUAGAGCAACAGCCGCGAGUUUUAGCUCAACUACUAGUACCAGUACAAGUACAUUACCGCCCACCACAUCUGAUAAUAAUGAUGCUGCUGACAGCACGAUAAGGAGCACUACAACGUCUAAGCCUAACACUGAUCGGUAUAUUGUACCGUCGCCAAGUUACACGGCCCGCAUUAAUCACUUUAAAGAUAAUAUAAAUCGCGUUACUGCCAGCCCGGCGAUGCGUUAUGUCUCCCCGUAUAAAAGCCUGGAAAACUUACUCCAGGAAGACCGGCAGCAUCAGCACCACCAACUUAGGACAACUUCCAGGCCGCGCUAUACUAAUUCUCCCGCCUUUCCGAACUUCCUUCAGACUACUUUGAAGCCGUCAAAGAAUUUUUUGAUGAUAACAUCAAUUAAAAAUACUAGUCAGGAUGUACUGGCCACCAUGGCGACAGGAAACGCACGUAACUUUAGCGUAAGCGACGCUAUACUCAGCACAUUCAGUCACCAGCGACCGCCGCCAAGUACGCUUCGAAGCACAAACAAGACAACACAAUUUACCACCACCACGGAACCAUCACGCCCAGAAACUAUCACUUCUGUUACCGCAACAAUGGGCUCCACCGUAAUCGCAUCUUUGCCUAUUCGCGUAUCACAAUCUCCAAUGAGUCCUCGUGGCCGGUCACGCUAUACCGCGGCCACUUUAAACAGUCUCGGAGAGAGUUUGGACGAGCCCACGACGUAUGCGCCCAAGAUUAGAAAACCUACUGGAGAUAAUCUCAGUCCGUACCCAAAACGCAAGCCGCAACGCGCUCGUGUAAUCAACAGUCAAAGAACUUCAUUUGGGGAGUCAACAGCAAAGCCAAAUGAAAAAUAUGAAGUUUACAAAGCGUCAUUGCAGUCUAAGGAUUCCGGUUACGUCACCCAAAGUGAGAAGUUCCUAAAGCGUAAACCAAUUGAGAAUGAAUCCAUCAUUGCGGAUGAGCCAAGAGCUGAAGCUUUAGUCAGCCAACCAAUUAAUACCAAACAACAGAACAGUAUAGAAGAAGCUGGUUCUGCUAUAGCCUACAGCUCAACAGAACAUGUGUUGGCGAUAACAGACCGCCCAACUGCCAAGUUUCUUUACUCUAACAAAUACCGACAGAAAACGGCGGAAAGCACUCUGGCAGAGAGUCUUCAGAACGCCGGAUACAUUGCGUCUACCAAUGGGCCAGCAGAGAAGUUCCGAUCAGCAAACGUCCUUGAACAUCUAAGGCAGUUUCUUGCCGGCAGCGACAGCUACAGCAACAGCGAUGAAAGCGGCACAUCCCAAUUCGUUGACGAAUAUGCACUGCCUGAGGUCGAAAUCGCUGAGAUCAAGGAUCUAUUCCUGCUUCCGGAUCGACCAGCAACCACAACAUUAAAAUCGAUCACGACACUGCGUCCUGCCACUAUGCCUAAUGCCCCGCCAUCUUUAGAUCAGUCCACUAUAGGAAAUGUUAACGCGUUAAUGCGACAAUUACCAAAUCAAUCCAAAGCAUACAUCUCUCCCUCUACACCAAGCGUCUUGGGUGACAAUUCUACCACAACCGAAAGAACAAUUCCAAACACUAACAAUAUAAGUACCACAAAAACCCCAAAUGCAACACCAGUUUCCCCGACCUCCUCCCCCACAAUCGCCAAUGCCACAGCUACACCCUCCUCGUUUACACAACACAUUGCGCGCGCUUCGAGGGUUAACAAUAUCAUAAAGUCGUCGAUUGCUGCCGCUGGCCUAAGCCCUAGCACCCCAAUUAAUCAACCACCAGGUUUACCGGGAAAAGCCGAAAAGUUCCAGUUCGGCUUUGCUCCCAAAACUAAAAACCACCAUACAAGCAGCAUCAACCAUAAUGGCGCCGCAGCAUCAGCCUCGGUGAAGUGCUCCGAUAGCACACUGAACGCCAAAUGCAACGAGAUCCCUUUAAGAAACAACAAUAGAAACCGGGGAAGUGCCAUGUACGCAAAUCAGGAUCGAGAUGUGGCGAACCGUGGAACUCACCCUCCACGAACACGUCCUACACUAAAACCUUCGGGCACCAUCGUUUCAAAGGCACAAGAGUUUGUGGACAUAUACAGAAACCCUCCGACUCGGCCCGACCCCAUUUAUCCGCAGCCCACGCCCGAUAAAACGGCAGCCAAGUGCAGAAAGGACGUAUGUCUUUUACCAGACUGUUAUUGUGGAGGAAAGGAAAUACCUGGAGACCUACCCGUUGAUAGCAUCCCUCAGAUCGUUCUCUUGACCUUUGAUGAUUCCGUAAAUGACUUAAACAAGCAGUUGUACACAGACCUCUUUGAGAAGGGUCGCGUCAAUCCCAACGGGUGUCCCAUCACAGCCACUUUUUACGUCUCCCAUGAGUGGACUGAUUACAGUCAGGUGCAGAAUCUCUACGCCGAUGGACAUGAAAUGGCUUCGCAUACAGUUUCUCACAGCUUUGGCGAGCAGUUCUCGCAGAAAAAAUGGACUCGUGAAAUUGCCGGUCAGCGCGAGAUUCUUGCUGCUUACGGCGGUGUAAAGUUGUCAGAUGUGCGAGGCAUGCGCGCACCUUUUCUAUCCGUGGGCGGAAACAAAAUGUAUAAAAUGCUAUACGACUCAAACUUUACGUACGACUCUUCCAUGCCUGUCUAUGAGAACAAACCACCCUCCUGGCCCUACACACUGGACUACAAGAUAUUCCACGAUUGCAUGAUUCCGCCCUGCCCGACCCGCUCCUACCCAGGGGUAUGGCAAGUACCUAUGGUUAUGUGGCAGGACUUGAACGGAGGCCGAUGCUCGAUGGGCGACGCCUGUUCUAAUCCCAGUGAUGCGGACGGUGUAACCAAAAUGAUUAUGAAAAACUUUGAACGUCAUUACACUACUAACAGAGCACCUUUCGGACUGUUUUACCACGCCGCUUGGUUUACCCAACCUCACCAUAAGGAGGGCUUUAUCAAAUUCCUUGACACCAUCAAUGCCAUGAAGGAUGUAUGGGUCAUAACAAACUGGCAAGCGCUGCAAUGGGUGCGGGAUCCUACACCGACAUCUCGCAUUAACUCAUUCCAGCCGUUCCAGUGCGAUUACUCGGAUCGGCCAAAACGGUGCAACAACCCGAAAGUCUGUAAUUUGUGGCAUAAGUCUGGCGUCCGAUAUAUGAAAACGUGUCAGCCCUGCCCCGACAUCUAUCCGUGGACUGGAAAAUCCGGAAUAAGGUCUUCUCGCAUUGAUAAUGAAGUUGAAGAAACUGCGGCGUAAAACUCAACAUCUCCAGUCUAGCAUGGACUAGGACCUUAGGCUAGCAAUAGGCAAGAAGGAAUACUCAGCCAUUUAAGAUGUCGAAAUGUUAAAGCCACUUAUCAUACGAGCUCAAAAUACGGAAUUCACUCGUUAAAUGUUUUCAUUUAAUUUAAUAUGUUUAGAUAAUUUCUAUAAACGACUUUAGUUAAUUUUUUGGAGCAUGUUACUACAAAUUAUUUAUUCUCUUUUCCUUACUCAAUACCUAUUUGGAAAUUCCUAUAGAUUUUACGUAUACGGAUAUUCUUGAAGUUGCUCACGCAUUCGCAACACGAUCCUUGUAAACGUAAAUCAAUUAGGCAUACGAUUAUUAAGUACUAAUAUAUUGCGUGUUUGGUGCACCGAGUCCUUCGACAUGAUGCAACAUUCAAUAGGAUUUUGAUGCACCGAAUUCAUGGUUUCAUUCCAGGCCGCAUUUAGAUAUAAGGCUAAUAUAUUUUUUCGUUUAACGUGUGAUAAAGAGUUAUAGCUGAAUUUAUGUAUUAUUAGAUAUGCGCAAGCCUUUGGUCAAGUCUUUCCUUUUCCGUUUUUCUUUUAAAUGCCGAAGUUUUUGCUACAAAAGUUAAAGUUACGUCGAACCCAAGAUUAUAUUGGAAUUAGGUGCAUCGGAAUAGAAAAGUUGUAUUAAAUUUCAAGGCAUUUCAGCGUCAUUUUUACGAAUAUAUACCAUUUUUUAAAUCAAAAACUACGAUUAACACUUUCAUAUGACCUUUUUCAGUCGCCUUAAAAGUAAAACAUACUAAGUAAAAUAUUUUAAAUCCAUGAAUUCAAUAGACAAGUAAAAUUCUUAGACAUUACAACUAGAUAUCCAAUGGCAGUAUGUAUCUGGACAUGUCAAACGAAAAAAAGUCUAGAAAUUUUUAAGUCGGAACGAUUGCCAAUACUUAAAAGUUCUUCAGAGAAAUAAAUAACAUGAAUUCACUUUAAUGAAUCGAAGUUCAAAUUUAUGUACUAUGUAAGGUAUGCGAAAAUAUAAAGUGUAUUCAACUUAAACUAAGGAAAGCUGAUAACCGCAGCGGUAAAUCAUAUAUUAUAAGGAAAUAUAUAGAUAGGGAGCUACACUACACUCAGCAGGGCGCAAUAUAAGAAAGUUUUCGGAGAAACGAGUGAAUUAAGUAUUUUGUGCUAGUGUUUCUAAGAACAAUUAACCUAUGUUUCUCGAAUCUACGAAUAGUUUACAUGUAAUAAAAUGUAAUAUUUAAA